AUGCCCACGGAUGCGGCCAUGAUCACCCAUAGUGAGACCGACAAUCAGCGUCCCGGCCCAGUGGUGAGCCCCGGGAGCUGGGAGGCAUCCCCGUUCACCAACGGAACUCUCCUGGGGAUCCGAUUCGCCAAUUCCCAGAGCCUUACCAUACACAAAGCAAUUCUGGAAAAAUGGCCGGAAUUGAGCGCCCGGGUGGCAGCCGGGAAGCUAGAUUUGUCACAAUUCUCAGUGACAGCGGGCCACGCCUUGGUCAACUAUCUAUACAUCAAGAAAUACCGACCGCUAAAGUGGAAAGGACCCCCUAAGUCUUUUACUAUUCUGGACUCUCGGGAGGCACAGGAACUAAGGUUGCGUCUCGAGACCUACGCUCUUACUCGAACUGUUAACCUCAAAGGCCUAGAGGAUCUUGUCAAGAAGGACAUCGAGGAGUACGCGACAAAAUUCGACAUGUUCACCGUGAUGGACAUCGUCAGAGAGACGUACCCCGUCCCUAUCGGCGAUGACAUGUGGUUUCACCCCUGGAUCAAAUCGCUGAUCAAGAACGACCUUCGACGGCCGGAGAAGCUCGUACAACUGGCCCGAUCGCAGGAUCUGAGUGAUGAGAUUGGGGCAUUGAAGUUCAUCGUUGGCUGUCUGACUGAGACCGUUGUCAGUGAAUUGGGCUCGUUGACUAGGGACGGGAAGAAGGAAGCAUCUUCCGAAUCGGGAGACACCUCUGAAGCAACGAGGGCCGACGAUAACACUACCGUGGUUUACACGCCGGCGGGAUCAGAGCCGGAUUCAGUUUCUGCUACCGUUGUUCACCGACCGCCAGCUCAUGAAUCCCAAUCAGUGACCCAAGAAGGCCUUAUACCGAGCUUAGUACCCUGGGCGUUUCAUACGUGGCUCAGGAUACCGGGGGCCGAGAAAAAGGUGGCCCAAGACGAGCCCAUGCCGGUCCCAGAACCGGAGCCGUUUGAUUUUGGAUAUGGGACAAAGAAGUCAAAUAAAAAGAAGAGAGCUAUGGCAGCUUUGGAACAGGAGCCAGAGUGUUUCCCGAAAACAAUAGACGACCCCACCGCACCGGAGGCAGACGAGGCGGUUCCUGCCGAGAGCGAAAUCUCAUUCUCUGUUGAUGUAGACGGAGUUUGGGUCAAGAAGCGCGACGGGAAGUGGGGGUUUGAGAAACGGCGGUAA
This is a messenger RNA of Dichotomopilus funicola, 1176 nucleotides long. RefSeq lists its product as uncharacterized. Lineage: Eukaryota; Fungi; Ascomycota; Sordariomycetes; Sordariales; Chaetomiaceae. The transcript is spliced from 3 exons. The coding region runs from base 1 to 1176 and encodes 391 amino acids. The record is from RefSeq and is a predicted model, not a curated record.